AUGCUUGGAAGAUGUAAAGCUCCCUACGACUGGGACUCCAAGCUGCGGUUUACCCCAAACCAGAGGAGUUACGCCUUGAACCAACUGGUGCAGCUGAGCUGUGCUGGGAAGUCUAUGCCAUCAGUCCCCCAGAUCAGAUGCAUUUCCAGUGGGACCCAGACCCUGUGGAAUGAGACUGCCACCUGUGAGGAAAUAUGCCAAAGGCCUGCUUGGUGGGACCCCAGACUCCAGAUGGCACCAGCCCGUGAGAGUUACACAAAGAAUGAAGUAGUGACUCUGAGCUGCAACAAUGGUUCCCAGCCAUCUUUCACCCACAUCAAAUGUGCAGAGAGGGUUCGGCCAUGGAAUUAUUCUAGAUCUCUAAAUGCAGAUGUGUGGCUGGGGAGAAAAAGCAGUGAUGUCUGGAUUCACAUUGAGGGGAACAUAGAGUGCAUUGAUGUCCUCCAGGUUGUUCCUGAGACCCUGAAGAUUACCAGCACCAGCAUCAAACUGAACUGGACCUGCAUGCUCCCUGACACCUGCCAGAAUAUUCGGGCCAGGUGCCGGCUGGAGGGGCAUUCCUCCCCUCCCUGUGAGGCUGAGGAGGUGAAGGGAGAGGAGAUGUUACAAGGUCAAAAGGGAACUUUCACGUGCCCGCCUCUGCAGCCCUUCACUGUUUAUAGUGUCACUAUCUCCCUGCUGCCCAGCACAAUCCUGUACACACGGUUCCUCAGGACAAAGGAAUCGGUGCCAGACGAACCAGAGAAUCUGUGGCUGGAUCCCACCUUGGGAUCUCUCACGUGGAAGGCGCUGCCCUCCUGCAAAGGGGAGAUCAUUGGAUACCAGCUGAACAUCACCACCAUGAGAGCAGACGACAGCAGCUUCCUUGAAUUCAAGCAGGUGUUGGUGAACCAGUCGGUGACUGAGUACACCCCCCGCCAGACAGCUGGAAGCAAAUACGUGGUGACUGUGCAGGGCCUCACAACAGCUGGUGCUGGGGCUGCAUCAAUGCUGGAAUUUCAAGCCUACGUCUUGGUUGCAGGGCAGCCUCUGGGCCCAUGGCCUGGGUCAGCGGUCACGGUAGUCGUGGUGGUGCUUGUGCUGGUCCCCUUGUCUGCAGGGAUCCUGUGGUUUGUGCUGUCCAGGAAAAAGAAGGUCUUGCCCAGCAAGGUUGAGGAGGAUGAUUACACAGAGCUCCAGCCCUAUGAGAACGUACAUGAGGAUAAUUACUGUGUGAUCAAGACUUUUCUGGCAGAGAAAGAUGCAGGUAAAUGUGGCCACGCUGGAGAGCCAGUGCCCAAGCCCCUGCCUGUCAUGGAGUCUUCAGGAGACAGUCAGAGCAGUGAGAGACAGAAGAAGCUGGGACAGGCAUCAGUGAUGGUGGCCCUUCCCUUCUUGCAGCUUGCUCCUCCACCACUGCAGGCAGAACCAUGA
Chiroxiphia lanceolata (lance-tailed manakin) is the source of this 1413-nucleotide messenger RNA. RefSeq lists its product as uncharacterized. The record is from RefSeq and is a predicted model, not a curated record. The transcript is spliced from 10 exons. Lineage: Eukaryota; Metazoa; Chordata; Aves; Passeriformes; Pipridae. Gene Ontology annotation, molecular function: protein binding. Bases 1 to 1413 code for a protein of 470 amino acids.